AUGAUUUUAAUGAUAAAAAAAAAUGUUUAGAGCGAAUUUCCUGAAAAUUUUACCCCUCUUUGUGGCUGGACGAGAGAAAGCAUCAAAUUGGCAGCAUUUGCAUCGUUUAUUUGCGCUUUUUAUUUACUUUGAAAAUAGCCAGCUCAGCUAUGUAAGCAAUCAAAGCCAAUACGCAUCAUAACCUUGUUAUAAAACCCUGGUGCUACAUAUAAUUGCAGCAAAGCAAACAUCAGUCAGCAACAGGGGGUUGGAAUGGAAUAAACGCGAGGGUGUGAGAAAAGUGGAUGGUGGGGUGUGGAAAUGAUGUGGAAGCGUGCGCAGAGUGCGAGUCCAGAGAUCCGCGAACGAGAGGGAAUCCACCGUGUCGGGCCCCGCAGUUUGCUCAGGGUGCGCGAAAUAGUCAGGAUGCAGCUCGGCUGGACCCCUUUGCAUCUGAAUGUGAACGAGGAGAUCACUUUCCUCUUGACACUGGAUAAAACUGUCAUCAAGUUCUGUGUUAAGUAGUGCGAUUAAAGGAUGUACAAUUCGCUUAAGAGAAGUUCCAAAUCCAAAGGUAUUAAAUUUUAACUCCAGUGAGACACGAAAAGCUGAGCUAAAAAAAGUGGAGUUCUUUUGCAUUUUCCAAUAAUAUAAUUUUUGUCAUUAAAAAUUAAUGAAAUUUUUUUUAUCUUUUUUAUAAUUGUGUCAAGAAAAUUAAUUUUAUUUUAUACUUUUUUGUUGGAUUUUUUAUUUUAUUUUUUAAAAUAAUUUAUUACUUUUUGUUAAAAUUUUCCUCUAGAUCAAAUCGAAAUUUCUUUGGAAAAAUACCGGCCGAUUCUGUAUGAACUUUUGAUGCAAUAUGAACUCGUCCGACUAUGGAAAUUUCUGCACGUCGGCGAACUGGACGGAAGACGCGGAGUGCCAGUUACUGGACAACGAGGGCUCGUUGUUCCAAGUUCCGACGGCGAUGGUCGUGCUACUGUCCAUCUGCUACGGCGCCAUCUCGGUUGUGGCCGUCGUGGGCAAUUCGCUGGUCAUCUGGGUAAUCGUGUGCAGCCGUCGGAUGCAACGCAGUGCCACGAAUUGUUUCAUCGCCAACCUGGCCAUGGCCGACAUCGCCAUCGGACUUUUCUCCGUGCCUUUCCAGUUCCAAGCCGCACUUCUGCAGCGGUGGAACUUGCCCAACUUCAUGUGCGCCUUCUGCCCUUUUGUACAGGUGCUGAGCGUGAACGUGUCGGUUUUUACGUUGACCGCGAUCGCCGUGGACCGUCACCGCGCCAUCGUAAAACCCCUUCGCGGCGCCAGACCGUCCAGUUUGCGAGCCCGGCUCACCGUGGCGUCGAUCUGGGUGCUCGGCGGAGCACUAGCGCUGCCCAUGACCAUCGCCAUGCGAGUGACCCUCCUGCAAAACGGCGGCGUCACGAAGCCCUUUUGCUACAACAUAAACCUCAGCCCCGAGCAGAUGACGCUGUACCGACGCGUGCUGGUGGCACUGCAGUACUUUGUGCCCCUGUGCGUCAUCAGUGCCGUCUACGUGAGGAUGGGCCUCCGCCUCUGGGGCUCCAGGGCCCCCGGCAACGCUGAAAACACGCGGGAUGCCAAUUUGCUGCGCAACAAAAAGAGGGUCAUCAAAAUGUUGGUCAUCGUCGUGGCAAUUUUUGCAAUUUGCUGGCUGCCACUUCAAAGCUACAACGUUCUCCAGGACAUCUACCCUCAGAUAAAUGGGUACAAAUACAUCAACAUAAUCUGGUUCUGCUGCGACUGGCUGGCAAUGAGCAACAGUUGUUACAAUCCUUUCAUUUAUGGCAUCUAUAACGAAAAGUUCAAGCGCGAGUUUCGGCAGCGUUUGCGCAUCCUGUGUCCACGUCGGCAGUGGGAACCGGCGGCCGAGAACAGCUCUGUGGUCGGCGCAGACGUUGAGCUGAGCGACUACGACAAGACUCGCAAGGGCCGCACCCUGACACCGCUCAACGGCGGCUCAACCUUUGUGUACCGCAGCUCGAGUGUCCGAUGCAAGGACAACGUGCACGUCAACUCGGGUCCGACGUACAAUCACGCAUCCACUUCGUCGCCACACGCGUCCAACCACUUGAGAAUUUGCCAACACCAGCAGCCGCACCAUCAUUUGCACGAACUCGAUUUCUAAGUCAGUGCCAACGCCAACAACGUAAGUAUCGACAAGAAGUGUACGUGUGACGGAUUUAUCCCCGCCCGAUAUUAAAUUUUGUAAGAAAAAAAAACUAACUAAGACUCAUUCAAAAAAUUUUGUGCGGUUCUGAGAAAAUGAUUUUGUGCUCAAUUAGUAGAGAAGGUGUUUUUAGGAAGCUUUAAUAAGUGUUUCUAUCUCAUGGUUGUGUCAAAAUUUGUUGUUUAUGGAUAUUUGAAUUUCUUUAAGAAAAAAAAUAAUUAAUGUUAAACAUUUUUAAAGAGCCUAAUUUGGCUCAGGCUAACUAAAUACGUCAUUUGAAUUGAAUGACAGUUUGUUAGCCUCAAACUGUCACCCUCAUUAAGCUAUGUUUGCCUGGACCAGGUCGUGAGUCUAAUUUUUAUUUAGCUUGGGAGCAAAGUUGACUUAAGAACUCAUAAUCAAACGCACGGGCCAGAACUAAAAUCAAAGGACAGGUCAACGUUGUAGCUGCCGAGCUAAAAUCCUUAGCCAGGUAAGUCUUCAUAAAAACGCCGAAAAAAGCUUUGAUUAGAGCUAAAAGAAAAAAAAAACUUUUUAAAUGUUAGUCAAAAUUUUUUUUUAACCGUGUUAAGUUUUCAUAACAUCUUGACUGUUUCAUGUAUUAAAUUUUAUAAAUUGUUGCCCAUCUUUAAUUUUUCUCUCCAAAAUAUCAAAGUUUGUUUAAAAAAAACACACGAGGUACCUAAUAUUUAAAAUAAUUGUGAUUAUAUGAAUCUAGUUGAUUAUUUUUUAACUAUGUAUUAUGGUGCUAUAUUAUAACCCAUGACUGUUUCCAUGAUCUCUCGUCAAAAUCCUUGUAAUUGAUGUUUCAAUGAAAUGUUGAUGAAGGGGAAAAUGAAACGCAAAAACUGUAUAUAAAGUGAAAUAAUUAUAUUAUAUUGAAAUAAAUUAUUAACCUACUGUCAUUCGCGAUGUUAUGUAUCAAUGGAGAUUACUGAUCGUGAACGAAAAAUAAAUAACGAAAAU
Molecule: messenger RNA, 3133 nt
Organism: Neocloeon triangulifer
Lineage: Eukaryota; Metazoa; Arthropoda; Insecta; Ephemeroptera; Baetidae
Product: neuromedin-K receptor-like
Exons: 6
Coding region: 839-2125 (428 amino acids)
Biological process (GO): G protein-coupled receptor signaling pathway
Cellular component (GO): membrane
Molecular function (GO): neuropeptide Y receptor activity
Source: RefSeq, a predicted model, not a curated record